CAGCAAUGUCUCAUUGAGUGAGAUUUUGCUUCAUUCGCUGGCUUGCUCUUUCUAUGCAAUGAUGACUUCACACCCUUUUGGAUUACGUUUUGGCAAUAACAUAGCUUUUUUAGGUCUCUGGCUUUGAGAAUAUUUUCAUUCACUCUUUCAGAAAAAUUCUGACCUCAUGCAGAGGUUUAACAUUCUCCACUUUGUCUGAGGCCAUGAGAAAUGCUUGUAGCUCUUUUUCUCUUUGGUGGUAUUUUGUUUUACUGUUUAAUGCUGAUUUCAGCCAUUCAAAUUUUACAAUUUUACAUGAGAUUAGACAUUUGCAUUUCAGGGGAGGGAAUGAAAGCUAAUUUGUAUCUGACUGAUUUGUGUGCCUCCUCAGAACCUAAACAUGAGCACCAUGUGAUGAAAAAGUAAGCUUUACUAUUCUGCAAAAUAACAAGUGCAGUGUGUGGGUGUGAAAGGCUUGGUAAAGUCGACCCAGCACCACUCAACUUUGAAAUAAGUGACGAUUACUUCAUUAAAAUUAUACAGGCCUACUGAACUGCGACAUGUCACCUCUGAAUGGUGUUGAAAGUGUUUGGCUUAAUUAUCUGAUACUAAUAUCAUAUAUUGUCUCAAUUCACAGGAUAGUAAACAAAUGCUCACCGUAGGUAUGUGCAAUUUUUGGAAAUAUAGUUUGUUUGCUGUAACACUUUUAAAAAGGUUUUGUGUUCCAUUGUUUGUAUAUGGUUUUCAAAGGUUUGGAGGUGCUAAAAAUGAAUCCACGAUUGACUCACUGUACAACCUGCAUCCCUCAGUUUUCCACAGUGAGAAAUAAGGACGCAUGGUGUCAGUGUAAUGUAAAAAGUCCGCGUUACACGUGCUCGUCAUCAUCGCUGUUUCGGGUCCGCCUCUUGAUAACGUUCUCGCUUCGAUCCUGAAAGGAUCGUCUCUGUGCUUGUGCACCUUCCCGGAUUUCUACACGUACAGGAAGAAAAUGCAUAUUUACAUAUCGGGACGUGUUGGAUACUGUUUUUAAAGGGAAGUAACUGUUUUUGUGAAGGAACACGCAGGAUUUCGCGUUUGAUCAUGGAACAAAGACGACGCGAGCCAGGAAGGGCGCAUGGAUGUUUGGUCAGCUGCUUGGUUGCGGUGCUUUUGUGGAGCGUGGCCGCGGCGCAAUUACGGUAUUCAAUCUCUGAGGAGGUUAACGAAGGGACUGUGGUUGGAAACGUCGCAAAAGAUCUUGGAUUAGAUAAGAGCACACUGAGAGAGAGGAAGUAUCGCAUUGUUUCCAGUAACGCGGAUCCUCUUUUCCAUGUAAAUCAGAACGAUGGCAUCCUGUAUGUGAGCCGGAAGAUUGACAGAGAGGAGGUGUGUGCGCAGAGCAGUACGUGUUUAAUCAAUCUAAAAACCGUGUUAGAAAACCCACUGGAGGUGCACUAUGUGGGAGUGGAGGUCCUGGAUAUAAAUGAUCAUUCUCCCAGUUUCCCAGAGAAGGAGACGACCUUAGAUAUUUCAGAGUCUGUGUUACCCGGAGUACGUAUUCCUCUGAAAGCAUCACGGGAUCCAGACGGCGGUCAUUUUUCUGUUCAGCAGUAUAAACUCAGCCCAAACGAUCACUUCCGCCUGGAAGUUAAAGAUAAGGGAGAAGAUGGUAAAAUACCCAUUUUAAUUGUGCAAAAAUCUUUGGAUAGGGAGGCAGCAGAAAGUCACUCAUUAGUGCUGACUGCCCUGGAUGGAGGAAAACCUCCAAAAACUGGUGAAAUGAAUAUUCUAGUAAAGGUUUUAGAUGUGAAUGAUAACACUCCUGUUUUCUCUCAGGACGUUUAUUCUGUGAUACUACAUGAAAACGUUCCAGUAGAAACAAUUGUCAUACAAGUUAAUGCAACUGAUGUAGACGAAGGACCUAAUGGAGAUGUAGUUUAUUCAUUUAGCAAAAGUGUGAGCCAUAGAUUGUUAAAGCUUUUUGAUAUUAAUCCAUCGACAGGUGAGAUAAGUGUUAAAGGAUUAAUCAACUUUGAGGAAAAGGAUAAAUACGAAAUUGAAAUCCAAGCAUCAGAUAAAGGUCUUGCUCCUCUAUCGACUCAAAAAAGUGUCAUUAUCAAGAUAGUUGAUGUGAAUGACAAUGCACCAGAGAUUGAGGUCACCUCUUUUUCGAGCUCCAUCCCUGAAGAUUCCAGACCUGGAACUACAGUUGCUCUUAUCAGUGUGAAUGACCUCGACUCUGGUCUUAAUGGAAAAGUUAUUUGCUCCAUAGUUGAGAAUGUUCCUUUUACUAUAUCACCAUCUUUACAAGAUAAAAUGUAUUCAUUAGUAACCAAAUCCCCUCUGGACCGAGAGAAACAGUCACAUUAUGACCUGACAAUAACUGCAAAAGACGCUGGUCAACCUCCAUUAUCGUCUGAGAAGACAAUAAGUGUUGUGGUGUCAGAUGUGAAUGACAACAGUCCACAGUUUUCACUAAGCCCCUAUACUUUCUAUGUCACAGAGAGUAACAAUCCAGGCACCUCUGUGUUUUCUGUCAAAGCUUUUGAUGCUGAUGAGAAUGAGAAUGCACAUAUUUCUUAUCAUAUUCUCAGAGAUAGAAGUGAAGAUAAUAAACUGACUUCAUUUCUAAACAUUAACUCUGAGAACGGAGACAUCAUGGCUCUAAAAAGUUUUGACUUUGAAACACUGAAAACCUUUAAGUUCCACGUUGUUGCGUCAGAUUCUGGAACUCCGUCACUGAGCAGCAACGUCACAGUGAACGUGUUCAUUCUGGAUCAGAACGACAACGCUCCAGUCAUCCUGUAUCCAGUCAGCUCCAACGGUUCUGCUGAAGGUGUUGAGGAGAUUCCCCGCAAUGUGAACGCUGGACACUUGGUGACUAAAGUCAGAGCCUAUGACGCUGAUAUAGGAUAUAACGGCUGGUUACUGUUUUCACUGCAGGAAGUUACUGACCACAGUCUCUUUGCUUUGGACCGCUAUACAGGACAGAUCAGAACACUUCGCUCAUUCACAGAGACAGACGAGGCUGAGCACAAACUGCUCAUACUGGUCAAAGACAAUGGGAACGUGUCACUCUCAGCAACAGCUACUGUCAUUGUCAAAGUUGUGGAGCCCAAAGAAGCUUUUGCAGCUUCUGAUGUGAAAAGUUCAACAAAAGCAGAUGAGGACAAUAAUGUGACUUUUUACCUGAUGAUAACUGUGGGCUCAGUUUCAGCUCUUUUUCUCGUCAGUAUCAUCGUGCUGAUUUCAAUGCAGUGCUCAAAGUCCACAGACUUCACUUCUAAAUAUCUACCAGAGCCUAAUUAUGAUGGGACACUGUGUCACAGCAUCCAGUACAGAUCUGGAGACAAACGCUACAUGUUAGUUGGACCCAGGAUGAGUAUAGGAUCUACUAUAGUCCCAGGAAGCCAUGCCAACACACUAAUGCUGCCUGACAGGAGAGGGAUAUCUGGAGAGCCCAAGGCGCCAAAUGCCGACUGGAGAUAUUCAGCCUCCCUGAGAGCAGGAGGUGUAAUGCAGAGCUCAGUGCACAUGGAGGAGUCUUCGGUAAUGCAAGGAGCCCAGGGGGUCCUGGUUCAGAACUGGCCCACUGCUUCCAGUGCCGCUGCUCGUUAUCUAACGCUGCAUUGCGCUUCUGCCCAACUGGACGAUGGUUUGGCGAGACAAGAUGCUGAAGGCGGAGAGGUGUCCCCCCCAAUGGGCGCUGGUGUAGACAGCAACAGUUGGCACUUUCGCUAUGGCCCCGGCGGUCCCGGUGCACCGCCACAACACCUGAAGCCUGGCGAGGUUCCCCCAGAGGCCUUUAUCAUUCCCGGCUCCCCGGCCAUAAUAUCCAUCAGACAGAACCAGGGAGGAGAGGACGACAAGAGCGACUUCAUCACCUUUGGGAAGAAGGAGGAGGCCAAGAAGAAGAAGAAGAAGAAGAAGGAGAAGAAAGACAAGAAGGAUAAGGGGAAGGAUGAUGAUGAGUAGAGGAGCAGAAAGAGAAAACAGCAAAGAAGAAAAGGGCGUUGUUAAAACAGAGGUACCAACCAAAGUCCAUUGGGCAAAAAGAAAAUGUGAAAACUACCAUAGAUUUCCCAGUUUCACUAUAUUACCUAUUUUCACUCAUAACAAUAUCAAGUUCUCUCUGUUCUGAACCUGGCCUUAUGCACGAUUUAUUUUACCCUCAGUCCCUUUCUGGGGUAAAUUAUUGAUCUUGCCUUGAUAAACAAUAAAAUGAUUGAUUUUGCUCCAAGCCCCUAUGUGCCUAUACACCUGGAGUCAGUCAUCCUUUCCUGUAAGGAAGGACCAAUCUUUGCCCCCGUCUUCAAUUUUUCUCCUCUAACCCAUGGGCACGUUGGCACCUCUGUCUUACCCCCUCCCCAACAAUGAUGUGUAAACCAUUCUCUCAGAAAGGAGACAAAUACUUUGUACAAGAACAACAAAAAGCUCUGUGCCAGCCAAGGAAAAGAAGAACGACGUAGAAAAAUGCGGAGCUGGACACACACCACUUGUAAAUAGCACAGACGAGAGUCACUGAAACUAAGGCUAACACUACACUGCUGCAGAUUCCUCUGGUAAUACCUGGUGUUUCCUAAGAUCUCAAUGAAACCACAUGCACACACACGCAUGAUCACACAUUCAAACAUGCAAACACGAGAAAACACACUGACCGUGGCAAGGUGGACACAUAAAGCACUUGAGAGAAGGAGAAAAAUAAAAAAAGAGAGAAAAACAACUGGCAUCAAAGAAAUGUGCUUAGAACAAGACACUGCAAGCUUUUUGCCCUGCACAUUUGCCUAUGCGGUGCACAUGUGUACAUCAACUCUCUCAGGAUGGAAGCGGCAUCCUUUGAAAUCACUCUGUAUUUGCUCACUGCAUUUGAAGGACACAGAGAGCUUCAUCUUCUGCCAGAACACCAACUGAGGAAUGCAGAGAGCUCUGCAAAGAUGGAGGGAUGGGAAGUUACCUCACAUUCUCCUGAGGACCACAGAGGGAAGAGUCCAGCUGCGCUGGCUUGUGACUCCGCUUUCAGUCAGUGGACUCUGAUGAAAAUAAGUACAGAAUAUUAGGAGAGCCUCGAGAUUUUGAUAACACCUUCUCUUAUCCCCCUGCUGCAGCAAAAGCCUAAAGCUUUCUGCUUUGAAUGUUUGGUAGCAACCAGUCCUUACCUGAUACCUUGAGUUUACAACUGCUCACCUGCUUGUACUUGCCCCAAGUUGCCACGAGCCAACUUCUCCUCCCCCAGCAGCCUUUUCUACCCUCAUGGUCACCCAUCCCACCAAUUGCCUCUUCAUCUGAUGAUGAAGUCUUCUGCUUUCAUUUGGUCUUGAAAGAGAUUCAACAUGCACUGUUUUAUUUCUCCCUCAGUUUUAACUGCUUUUUACGUCUCAUGCCUCCCCACAUUUACCCUCAGACACUUCCCCAAACCCCCGCUCUGACCCCCCCUGCUCAGGAUCAAUCCUGGGAAUGGCCUGCGCUGAACAUUGUGGUGUGCUGGGAACAGCAUGGAGUAAUGUGGAUGAGGCCUGGGGAAGCCCAGUCGGGGGUUGACGCCCUGAACUCUUGUCAGAUGUCUCUCUAAGUGCAAAACGGUUCAGUGCUUUUAACUUGUGAAUAUGCUGUUCAUUUUCCUGUUCUUAGCCACUGAUGAGAGGGGACCAUGUGGGAUGAAGCAGAUAAAAGGGAUGGAGGCAAAGUGAGGAGACAGGUGCCGUGGGCUGGCCCUCCCCCUCCAGGUACAAGAGAAGAAAGUUGUUCUCCACAUUGAUUGUUUCGGAUCGUUGAGUCACAUAUUAGCUUUUUCGUACGCUGUAAAUGUAAGCGUAGACUUUAAUAGAUUGUCUCAUUAAUAAUUGAAACCUGCUAAAAGAUUUGGGCAUCUAGAGAUUCCCAUCCCACCUGCUAUAUCCCACCAAUCCUCUCUCAGGAGGUUUUGAAAAUGGGGCACUCGCAUGCCUCAAGACCUGCUUCUGUUGGUUCCCCUUCCCUGCCUGUAACUUGUUGCCAUGUCCCCCAAAGUUUUGCGGCUCAGUAUGACGUCACUCCAUUAAGUGGCUGCUGCAUGUACUGCUCUAAGGAAACACAUACUAUAUAGAGAAAUAUAUAUAUAAAUAGAUAGAUGGCUAUGAUUUUAUUAUUUUGUAUUAUAAUUUUUCUUCAUUAUUUGCACAGGAGAUAUUUGUAUGUACUUCUGUCUCUUGCCAAACAUCUACGUACUACAAUCUUCAUGCUCCACAGAUGUUGUAUGGCAUCCACUAAACCUCUUUAGAUAUUUGUACAUGCUAUAGUGUGAUACCUUUCAACGCAAGUCUUUUUUUUCUUUUACCAAAUAUGAUUUUUGCUUUUGAGAAUAAGCAAAGCAAGAAAAAAAGAAAAAAAAAUCACUCUCUGUGUCUGCCUUUGACAUGACGAUCUAACUAAAACUGUAAUAUUGUAACUGAAAUAUGUAUGAUCCUAUGAUGAGCUAUCACUUCCCUUUCACUCUUAAAAAAAGACAAAAAAUGAAAGAAAAAAAUUGUCCAGUGUAAAAAAAGGUAUAUGUAGUAUAUUCUUGUGUUUAGUGAGCAUUCAUGCUGUCAUUCUUUCCCAAUGUAUGGUGGUGAACUAUGGUGGCACUGUGCUGUCCUAAAUGGAUCAGCCCAGUUCUGUGGUUAUAAAAAAAAAACCUUUUUUGUACACCCGCUCAUCAGUUGUAACAGUGAAGUAGUGAAUUUCAUUUAUUUCAUUUAUUUUCUGACUUUUUUUAUUUUACCUAGAUGGAAACAGUGGUAAUGUGUUUUGUUUAUAAAUCACUAAUAAAGUUUUCUUUCUUAAAAAUAAA
This is a messenger RNA of Hippoglossus stenolepis (Pacific halibut), 6766 nucleotides long. Its product is annotated as protocadherin alpha-C2. Gene Ontology annotation, molecular function: calcium ion binding. NCBI's taxonomy places the organism in Eukaryota, Metazoa, Chordata, Actinopteri, Pleuronectiformes, Pleuronectidae. The transcript is spliced from 5 exons. Gene Ontology annotation, cellular component: plasma membrane. Bases 1060 to 3933 code for a protein of 957 amino acids. The record is from RefSeq and is a predicted model, not a curated record. Gene Ontology annotation, biological process: homophilic cell-cell adhesion.